Neltuma alba is the source of this 736-nucleotide messenger RNA. Its product is annotated as LOB domain-containing protein 40-like. Gene Ontology annotation, biological process: regulation of gene expression. The transcript has 3 exons. NCBI's taxonomy places the organism in Eukaryota, Viridiplantae, Streptophyta, Magnoliopsida, Fabales, Fabaceae. The coding region runs from base 1 to 672 and encodes 223 amino acids. The record is from RefSeq and is a predicted model, not a curated record.
AUGAGACUCAGCUGCAACGGCUGCCGCAUUCUCCGAAAAGGUUGCACCGAUAACUGCACCAUCCGCCCUUGCCUCCAGUGGAUCCACUCUCCCGAAUCUCAGGCCAACGCCACCCUCUUCCUCGCCAAAUUCUACGGCCGCGCCGGCCUCCUCAACCUCCUCGACGCCGCCCCGCCCCACCUCCACCCAGCUGUGUUCAAGUCGUUGCUGUACGAGUCUUGUGGGAGGAUUGUGAAUCCGGUGUACGGCUCGGUGGGUUUGUUCUUGACGGGGGAGUGGGAUCGCUGCCAGGCUGCCGUCGAUGCGGUCAUGAUGGGGUCGGACAUCAGCGGCGGCUCCGCCGGUGGCGUGGCGGUUUCGGAUUCGCAUGGGGUUGAUCAAGGUUUUGUCGCUGCUUGCGAUAUACGCCACGUGGCGAGAGAAGGGCAAGCGAACAAGAUGAAAGGGAGGGGGCGGUUCAAGAGGAAUGGGAAGGUGAUAAAGCCAAAGGCGCGAGUGGGUUGGGUGGACUCGUCGGCGCUGUGGAAGCCGGUUCAGGAAAUGUCAGAGAGCGACAGCGUCUUCUCCGGGGAGACCGUCGAGGCCAGCUUGGCGAACCGGGAUGGAGAUCAAGAUGCGGACCGAGCCGGAAAAGCUCCGCUUAAUCUGAACCUGAGCCUUGGAGAAUACUAGCUAAACCGUGUUUUUUUUUUUUGGAGUUCAAAGGUUUCUUUUGAUAAUUAGCCAUGUCCUUUUA